Molecule: messenger RNA, 2046 nt
Organism: Mus musculus (house mouse)
Lineage: Eukaryota; Metazoa; Chordata; Mammalia; Rodentia; Muridae
Gene: T
Product: brachyury, T-box transcription factor T
Exons: 8
Coding region: 109-1419 (436 amino acids)
Biological process (GO): regulation of DNA-templated transcription; cellular response to retinoic acid; positive regulation of DNA-templated transcription
Cellular component (GO): nucleus; nucleoplasm
Molecular function (GO): RNA polymerase II cis-regulatory region sequence-specific DNA binding; DNA-binding transcription factor activity; sequence-specific double-stranded DNA binding
Source: RefSeq, marked validated
GGCUCCGCAGAGUGACCCUUUUUCUUGGAAAAGCGGUGGCGAGAGAAGUGAAGGUGGCUGUUGGGUAGGGAGUCAAGACUCCUGGAAGGUGGAGAGGGUGGCGGGAGGAUGAGCUCGCCGGGCACAGAGAGCGCAGGGAAGAGCCUGCAGUACCGAGUGGACCACCUGCUCAGCGCCGUGGAGAGCGAGCUGCAGGCGGGCAGCGAGAAGGGAGACCCCACCGAACGCGAACUGCGAGUGGGCCUGGAGGAGAGCGAGCUGUGGCUGCGCUUCAAGGAGCUAACUAACGAGAUGAUUGUGACCAAGAACGGCAGGAGGAUGUUCCCGGUGCUGAAGGUAAAUGUGUCAGGCCUGGACCCCAAUGCCAUGUACUCUUUCUUGCUGGACUUCGUGACGGCUGACAACCACCGCUGGAAAUAUGUGAACGGGGAGUGGGUACCUGGGGGCAAACCAGAGCCUCAGGCGCCCAGCUGCGUCUACAUCCACCCAGACUCGCCCAAUUUUGGGGCCCACUGGAUGAAGGCGCCUGUGUCUUUCAGCAAAGUCAAACUCACCAACAAGCUCAAUGGAGGGGGACAGAUCAUGUUAAACUCCUUGCAUAAGUAUGAACCUCGGAUUCACAUCGUGAGAGUUGGGGGCCCGCAACGCAUGAUCACCAGCCACUGCUUUCCCGAGACCCAGUUCAUAGCUGUGACUGCCUACCAGAAUGAGGAGAUUACAGCCCUUAAAAUUAAAUACAACCCAUUUGCUAAAGCCUUCCUUGAUGCCAAAGAAAGAAACGACCACAAAGAUGUAAUGGAGGAACCGGGGGACUGCCAGCAGCCGGGGUAUUCCCAAUGGGGGUGGCUUGUUCCUGGUGCUGGCACCCUCUGCCCGCCUGCCAGCUCCCACCCUCAGUUUGGAGGCUCGCUCUCUCUCCCCUCCACACACGGCUGUGAGAGGUACCCAGCUCUAAGGAACCACCGGUCAUCGCCCUACCCCAGCCCCUAUGCUCAUCGGAACAGCUCUCCAACCUAUGCGGACAAUUCAUCUGCUUGUCUGUCCAUGCUGCAGUCCCAUGAUAACUGGUCUAGCCUCGGAGUGCCUGGCCACACCAGCAUGCUGCCUGUGAGUCAUAACGCCAGCCCACCUACUGGCUCUAGCCAGUAUCCCAGUCUCUGGUCUGUGAGCAAUGGUACCAUCACCCCAGGCUCCCAGACAGCUGGGGUGUCCAACGGGCUGGGAGCUCAGUUCUUUCGAGGCUCCCCUGCACAUUACACACCACUGACGCACACGGUCUCAGCUGCCACGUCCUCGUCUUCUGGUUCUCCGAUGUAUGAAGGGGCUGCUACAGUCACAGACAUUUCUGACAGCCAGUAUGACACGGCCCAAAGCCUCCUCAUAGCCUCGUGGACACCUGUGUCACCCCCAUCUAUGUGAAUUGAACUUUCCUCCAUGUGCUGAGACUUGUAACAACCGGUGUCAACUGGAUCUUCUAGGCUCAAAGUGGCAGGCUCUUGGGACAAGGGAAAAAUAAAUAAAUAAAAGCUAGAUACUAACAACUCCAUUUUCAAAUAAGAGCAAUAAUACAUGUCCUAUAAUCAUGUUCUACAGCCUCUUGUUUGAUACCUACAGUAGUGAUAUGUGUCCUACAUUAUGAAGCCAAGGACAGAGAGACGGCUGUGGUCCAGUUUUUUGUGACUGGCAGUUAAUCAGAGUCCUUUGCUAGGUAGGGUCCUAUAUCUUGUGUUUCUCUACAACAUAUAUGUGACUUUGAAAUCCUGGAAUUCGUCCACCCCCUGUCCUACUUUAGUGAGACACAAGGUACACCUCUAAUGUCCUCCCUUGUUGCCUUAGAGUAGUUAACUUUGAGGACAGAAAAAAGCAUAGCCAGAAGAUUGUAACUGAACCGUCAACUGUUCUGCCCUUGGAACAUGCCUACUUUAAGCACACGUAGCUUUUUGUGUUGGGAAGUCAACUGUAUGGAUACUUUUCUGUUGACAAAGUAGCCAAAGACAAUCUGCAGAAAGUGUUUUCUGCACAAUAAAGGCAAUAUAUAGCACCUGG